Messenger RNA from Etheostoma cragini (Arkansas darter), 4096 nucleotides. RefSeq names its product transmembrane protein 87A-like. The record is from RefSeq and is a predicted model, not a curated record. Gene Ontology annotation, cellular component: Golgi cisterna membrane; Golgi apparatus. NCBI's taxonomy places the organism in Eukaryota, Metazoa, Chordata, Actinopteri, Perciformes, Percidae. Gene Ontology annotation, biological process: retrograde transport, endosome to Golgi. The transcript is spliced from 20 exons. The coding region runs from base 87 to 1724 and encodes 545 amino acids.
CGAACUACAGCGAAAAGCCCCCCCGGAACUGGACGCGGAUACAAGUCUGACCUGUAGUGUAACGGUAGUUAGAUGCACAAAUAAAGAUGCCAGAUAUACAGUUGCGUCGGUUAUGGUUCCUGCUUUUUGUUUUCCGUCUCGGGACAGCGGCAGAGGUUUCCGUGUGGAACGUGGAGAUAAACUCGACACAGGAUGCAGUGUUUCGAAAGACGCUGUACGCCAAUACCACCAUCUUCAUGAAGUUCCAGGGUGACGCGGCUUCAUGUGAUAGAAACCUGGCCUUCAACAUCAGCUGGUACCUACGCUCCUCUGUUUGCUACAAUGAGGUCUUUAACACGCCGGACAACAAAGCGAUGAACAUGUUUGAUAUGGACCACAUGUUGAAGGACGGCUGGAGUGGCUUCUACAGUCAGGGCUACAUGUACUUCGACAACUGCUCCUCCCUCUUCUUACCCAAGGUGUAUUACACAGACUUCAACCCAUAUCAGCCUCUAUCAAGCCCAAAGAGUGACCCUUCCAAUCAGAGCCUUAUUUGGCCCGACAAGCCGGACAUCAGUGCAGUGGCCAAAGCUUGGAAGGACAGUCCAUAUCUGUUCAUAGUGAAGGUGAAGCCUUUGUUCCGCGGAGUUGAGGAUGAAGACAUUGGACCAGAAAGCAACUUUGCUUUCACCAUGAAAGUUGAGAUGAAGGGACAACAUGACUACUCUUCUCCAGCAGACUGGCCCCUGAUGAUGUUCUUCAUGGUCAUGUGCAUUGUGUAUGUGUUUUUCGGGGCUCUCUGGCUCUUCUGGUUCGCCUGCUAUUGGAGGGACCUGCUGCGGAUCCAGUUCUGGAUCGGAGCUGUCAUCAUCCUCGGCAUGCUGGAAAAAGCUGUGUUUUACUCUGAAUACCAGAGCAUCCGUUACAAAGGAGACUACGUUCAAGGUGCCGUGAUCUUUGCUGAGCUGCUCUCUGCCCUUAAAAGAUCUCUAGCCCGAAUCCUGGUCCUCAUUGUCAGCCUUGGCUAUGGCAUCGUCAAGCCGAGGUUGGGUACCACAGUGCACCGGCUGGUAGCCGUCGGGCUUCUCUACCUGCUCUUCUCCUCCGUGGAAGGUGUGCUAAGAGUGACUGGCGGUUUCUAUGGGACAGUCGCCCUGGUGGCUAAUCUCAGCCUCUCCCUUAUUGACUCCUGCGUCAUGUGGUGGAUUUUCAUCAGCCUGUCUCAAACCAUGCGUCUCCUGAAGCUCCGCAGAAAUAUUGUGAAACUCUCCUUGUAUCAGCACUUCACCAACACUCUCAUCUUCUCUGUUGUCGCUUCCAUCAUAUUCAUCAUCUGGACCACCAAGGUCUUCAAGCUGGUCGGCUGCCAGACGGGUUGGAGGGACUUGUGGGUAGAUGAUGCGUUCUGGCGGCUCCUGUUCUCCACCAUUCUGCUGGUGAUCAUGGUGCUGCUGCGGCCCUCUGCUAACAACCAGAGGUUCUCUCACUCUCCUCUGAUUGAUGAAGAUGACGAAGAGGAAGAGGCCAAGGAGCCCAUGCUGAAUGAAGCUUUUGAGGGAAUGAAGAUGAGAGGCUCAAAGCCUGACUCUAAUGGCUCCCAGAAACUGUUGAGUAAAGAGGACGAAGACAUAAAAUGGGUUGAGGAGAACAUUCCUACAACUGUUGCUGAUGUAGCUCUCCCUGUAAUGCUGGAUGAGGAAGAGGAAAUCCUGAAAACCAAGAUGGAGCGAUCCAAAAUGGAGUAGAAGUGAAAUGCAAGAGGAUAAUGUGAGAAUGAACAGAAAGCAAUUUCACUGAGGCAGCAAUUAAUGCGUUCAGAGAGGUCUGAUUACCAAAAAAAUGUGGGCAAAGCAAACUGUUCUCUCCAAACACUUUGCAUUUUUAAUUUAGUUUCACAGGUAUAGUGCAGCUAUAAUUAGCUCAAAGAAGCACGGAAGAAGGGAGAGGGGUGGAACUGAAGCAAAUACACAGCAGAGCACUUUGAUAAAUAUUGUAUUUGUUUCAAAGAUGUUUCUUCAACGUCACUAACCUGACCAAAGUCCAGCAACAACGUUUUACACAACACCCCUGUGGGAAAUGGAGUAUUUAUCAAAGUCAUGUCUUUUGGUUUUACACUAAUACAAUAUUUAACAUUUGAGAGAAGUUCCCCCACCACACUUCAAAUUGCUGGAAGUGCCCCCCCUCAUUUGUAGGAUAGCGAGAACUGAUUUCAAAUGUGUUCAGGUGAGGUUGUCUCAGCCAGGAAAUGGGAUGAUGGUACGAAUGGAGGACACUUGCUGAAAACGCUAAAAGUUAAUGUGCUUAAAAAGAUUAUUACUUCAGCCAAGACAGCAUCGGACACUUAAAUUCAAGGUUCUUCAGAGAUUUACUAAAUGUUUUUUUUUUUUAAAGCUCUUUUCUGCAGUUUUUUUUUUUUUUUUUGCAUUACAUAUUUAAUAGGUCACAUGAUGACAUAUAUUUCCUAUUUAAAUGAGCAAGCAGCUGUACGGUAUGAUCAGUGGAAAAAGGGUAAUACGUUAAAGUUACCUCAUCCCAAAAUUACCUAAAUUACUUUUUACUUACACCCCAGAAGGUAUUGUGUUACUGUGUUAAGUUACUUUUUUUACUUACUUUUUAAUGUCUACUUUGAAAUGCUGCCAUUGGUAAUGUGCCUAUAGCUUUCAUUUCACUACUGUUAUCUCCGCCAGGAUCAUGUGUGUGUGCGUGCGUGCGUCUGUGUGAGUGUGUGUGUCUGUCUGUCUGGCCACAGCUAAUCUCGCUAACCUAAAACAUAUUAGGCUUUUGGGUCUAGUAGUAUGCGAGGUCAGCAGCUGACACUGACAGAUAUGCACACACAGGACCAAAUGCAUGAUCCCUCACUCACGCCUGGCGAACGGCGAGGUAAUCACCAAGUAACGAGCCUUUCAGUUAUUUAAAAAAAAUGUGUUAGACUAUAGUUACUGCCAAAAGUAACUGAAUCCCAACACUGGGUAUGAUGAAUCAUUUAGCCAGCUCACUUAAUAUUUUUUGUUUUAUGUUUUUACCUAAUCAGCGAAGAUUUUCUGAGCUCAUUUCUUAUAGAUGCACCAACAAAUGAUAUACUCUAAAUGUCUUAUUGGUAACACGUGAAUAGCACUUUGUUGUCUGGCUAACUGAGUAAUCCUAACUAUAGAAAUAAGUAAGUCCCUGUUACUCUGUGUAAACACGGCUGCAUCAGCAAACAUUGAUACUUGAAGCAUAUCCCAGGUGUCAGGGUGAGACUAAGUACUACAUUUGGGUAUUAGGGAUUCUUGGGUUAACUAGAACUGCUGGGAGGAUGUGAUGACCCUCUUGGUCACGACACUCUUUCAAAGCCAAGUAUAUACUACCAUAAACCCAGUGUCAUCUCAAGUAUUCAUAUUCUACACCCGAGCGUGGCACCAGAUCACAGGGAUGCCAACUUUACACAACCAAAAAUAUCACUCCAACGUUUUACUGACGAAUGAGAGACAGCAGCGAGUGGGGGAAAUGGAUGACCCAUAAACAAGAAAUUCCAGAUCCCUUUAUGAAGCAAAAGUAGUCAUGAGUCUAAAAUGAUGGAUGAUUUGUUUUCAUUUCUCUUUUUAGCUUCUCAUAUAACUGCAGUGAUCUAGGUCCACUUCCUGUCACACUAGUAAAAACUUUUCUUUAGCUACUGAAUCACAUAAUCCGUUGAUUAGCCUCACAGAUGUGGUGUGGCCCUAAAUUCAAAUCUACAUGUGAUUUACUGUAUGUAUGUAUGUAAUCCUUUCUCACGCCCGUCUACUGACUGGGCCCAGCACAGGGUAGUUACAAAAAGACUGUACAUUCUAAAUGAGUCAUUUUUAUUUAACCACAAUUAGAGAUUCCUUUGAGUUUGUCCCAUAACACUGCACAUAAUCUUGCCCCAUGUGGCAUACUUAUAUCCCCGUCCUUGUGCAAUCUACUGCAGUAUGUGUGGAUAUUCUAAAUUUCUUAAUUUAUGUUUGUUUUAUGUGUCCAAGUCUUGUUGAGGAUGUUUUAUUUUAGAGAGACACUGAAGCCCAAUUUCUGGAUGUGAGUUUGCAUUGUAAUGUGAAGCUGAUGAUAUUGUAUGGCUUUUUGCAUAUGUCCUGCAAAUAAAAUUUAUAUUGACACAUGG